This is a messenger RNA of Exophiala xenobiotica, 1852 nucleotides long. RefSeq lists its product as uncharacterized. The coding region runs from base 130 to 1635 and encodes 501 amino acids. Gene Ontology annotation, molecular function: monooxygenase activity; iron ion binding; oxidoreductase activity, acting on paired donors, with incorporation or reduction of molecular oxygen. The transcript is spliced from 6 exons. The record is from RefSeq and is a predicted model, not a curated record. NCBI's taxonomy places the organism in Eukaryota, Fungi, Ascomycota, Eurotiomycetes, Chaetothyriales, Herpotrichiellaceae.
GUCGUCCUCCAAUCUUCUCCCAUAAUCCAACAAUGUGAUAACUACUACUUGGCAUCUGCCAACUCCACACUUCUUACAACUCUAAUCAACUUCCCAUCUGGUACCCCAACGCCCGAUCAUCAGCUUACGAUGGAAUUCACUCAGCUAUUCGGAAAUCCUCUAUGGGUAGCAGCCUUAGCUUGGGCAGGGUACAGCCUUUGGCUCGUCCUCUGGCGGCUAUAUCUAUGCCCACUGGCUCGAUUCCCUGGACCCAAGCUAGCAGCUGUUACCGGCUGGUACGAGUUCUACUUCGAUGCAAUCUGCCAUGGAAAGUAUACGUUUGAAAUCGCGAAAAUGCACGAGCAAUAUGGACCCAUCGUCCGAAUCACUCCUUGGGAGCUCCACAUCAACGAUCCAGACUACUACGACGUUCUCUACUCACGCAACAGCCCCCGCAACAAAUACCAAUGGUUUGCAAACAUGUUCGGCACACCCAAAGCCUCAAUCGCCAUAUUGGACCACUACCAACACCGUCUCCUGCGGUCCAACAUGAAUCCAUAUUUCUCCAUGCAGCGGAUCAGAGCACUGGAACCCGAGAUCCGAGCCCUGGUCGAUAAGCUUUGCCAGCGACUAAAUGAGUUCAAGGGCACAGGUCACCCCAUAACGCUUCAACCUGCAUAUACUUGUUUCACAACGGAUGUUAUCUCUGACUACACCAUGGGCGUCGGCUUUCACUACCUGGACGAGCCAGACUUCAUUGCCCAAUGGAGCGAAACACUGAGCGGAAUCGCACAAGGCACAGCCUUCUUCAAACCAUUCCCGUGGUUGUUGACUAUACUCAAAGCCCUACCGCAAGGGCUGGUGACGAAACUCAACCCCGGCAUGGGCUUGAUGUUCGCAUUUCAGAAUCGCUGCCUGGUCCUCAUCAAUUCAGUCAUCGAAAACCAGAAGAGCGGAAAAGAGAACUUCGGCCAUCCUACCUUCUUCCACGACGUACUAGCGAGCGAUUUACCUCCGGAAGCAAGAAGCGCCGAACGAUUGGCGCAAGAGAUCCAGACCAUCAUAGGUGCCGGCGCCGAGACCGUUGCGAAGAUGCUUAGCUGGACGACGUACUACCUCCUCGAGAACCUAGAGAAGCUGAGAAAGCUGAAGGAGGAGCUCAAUAGGCUUGAUCCAAAUCGGACGGCAGCCCUGGUGGAUUUCGAGAAGAUGCCCUAUCUGACGUCCGUCAUGCUCGAAGGACUAAGACUAUCAUACGGCGUAAGCACCCGCCUCCCAAGAAUUGCACCCGACCAAGCCCUCCAAUACAAGCAAUGGUCUAUUCCGGUGGGCACCCCCGUCGGCAUGACCAGCGUGUUAAUGCACCACAACGAAACCAACUUCCCCGAUUCUUACAACUUUAUCCCCGAGCGGUGGAUGGAUCUCGAAGCCCGUAAAAGACUCGAGAGUUACCUGGUUCCCUUCAGUAAGGGGUCGAGGCAAUGUGUCGGGCAAAAUCUCGCACGAGCCGAAAUGCUGCUGGCCCUUGCCACACUCUUCCGCGACGUCAACUUUGAACUGUACGAAACGACGAGAGAAGACGUUACGAUGGCCCACGAGCUGUUCCUCCCUUUUCCCAAAAAGGGAAGUGAAGGUGUGCGAGUCUUGGUGAAAUAGGGGGUUCGGUUCGGACAGUAUAAGUGUCGUGUUCAUUGUAUAUGGAUGUCAAGGCGACCUGUUGCUGUUGUUGUACAUUUGCCGCUUUGCAUGGGUCAGGUGCGCUUCUCUCGGGUUGAUGUUAAUAUAGUCAUCCAGCUGAAUUAUCUUUCUCAGAGCAAAGGCCUAACGACCUGGCACAAACGGCGCGUGAGCCAUUUGAAGCGGCCUUCGCUCA